AUGUUGCUCAAACAAUUUCUUGGUCUCCUUCUUUUUCUAACUUCAUUUAUUGGAAUAAUUUUAAAUAUUGUAAUAUUCCAUCCAAUUUAUCAACUUUCUAGAAAUCCAAAUCAAUCUUCAAUUUACACAAUCUCAUUUUUCAUUAUUGCAAGUGAUAUUCUUCAAUUAUCAAUAACCAGUUUCUAUCUUGCUCCAUGCAUUAUUUUUGAAAAGUAUUUUUUAUCUGAAUCAAAUGAUAACAGCGAAGGUUUUCCAGUAUUCUUGUCAACCUUUUAUAUGAUUUGCUGGUAUUUUGGAAAUAUUUCACAAAUUUCAAUGGUGCUUAACAGAUUCUGUGUGAUUUGCUGCCAAAAUUAUACAAUAUUUAGUCGCAGAAAUAUCUGCAUUUUUUCUGGAAUCACUCUAGUUAUCGCAAUUUCAAAAGCAGUUUUUCUUCAAUUUUUCUCACCAUGUUGCCGGUAAGAGCACUUCAAUUCCAGAAUAAUAAAACCUGAAACUUUUGAAGGCUUGUCUUCGAUCACAUUUAUUUAUCCUAUGGCUACGUGAUAAUCGAAGGAAUUCCAAAUUAUACAGAUAUAACUGGCUUACCAUUGGAUAUUAUGACUACAAGUUUAGCCUUUAUUUGUUACACAUCGGUCAGUAAAAUUUAGGACAAUAGACUUUUUAUAAAUUCUGAACUCUUCUUUCGAAAAAAAUGUGUUUUUUCUAUGAAUUGUACCAACAUUCAUGCGUUUCAGAUAAUCUACAAAGUCCGAAAAUCAACAACAAAAAUAGCCGACUCAAUAAAAUCUGUAGAUCAAAAACAAAUACGUCGAAAAAAAGAUGUUUCAUAUGCAAUGCAAUUUUUCAUAAUCUCAAUAUUCUACACAUUUGCCUGGCUAUUUAUGCGAAUAUUCCCGAUAUUUUUCAGAGAUCAGAAUCGUGAAUGGUAUAUUUUAAUCGUAUUUUGUGUAACAUUUAAUAACUCCGCUAAUGCUAUUAUUUUUCUAAUUUUCAAUCAAGAGGUAAAAAGAGUAAAAUGCAAUUAUUCAACAAAUAUUUUUUUGAAAACAAAAUUUCAGGUUAUCAGAAAAGUCAAAAAUCGACGAUUCUACUUGUUUAAAAGUUCUACAACUUCUGAACAAUAAACACCAGAUGCACUUAUUCUAGGAAAACAUAAUUUUCGUAGACAGAAAUAGCAAUAAAAUUAUAAAUAAAAAUAAAAGCAAAAGCAAUCACUCAUUCCACACCAAAAUGUUAUUGAAAACAGGUCUUGGAUUUCUGAUUUUCCUAACUUCUUUCAUCGGAAUUAUCGCAAACAUUAUAGUUCUUCGCCCGGUUUUCACACUUGCUAAAAAUCCCAAAAAAUCAUCAAUUUAUGUCAUCUCAUUAUUCAAUAUUCUCGCAGAUAUUGCAAAUUUGAGCCUCGCCUCAUUUUAUUUAGCACCAUGUAUUAUUUUAGAAAGUUAUUUGAUUGGAGAUUGGAAUGAGGAAGGAGUUCCAAAAUUCAUGGGAUUCUUAGCACUACUAAUUUGGUAUAUAAUCAAUAUAACACAAAUCGUGAUGGCUACUAAUAGGUUAGUAUCCCACGUGGCAAAUACUGAAUCAAACAUAUUUUUCAGAUACAUCGUGAUCUGCUAUCGCAAUCAUAAAAUCUUCACACAUCGUAAUAUCUAUAUACUUUUUCUGAUAACUUUUAUAUUCUCAUCGGCUAAAGCUUACAUCGUUCAAUACUUGUUACCAUGCUGUGUGUAAGUUGGGAAUCAUUUUGAGAGUUCAAAUCAGUGAACACUUUUUAGAUUUGUGUUUGAUUACAAAAUAAUGUCAUUCAAUUAUGCCAGAAGGCCAGAUAUUCCAAACUAUAGCGAUUUGAGUGAUCUGCCAUUGAAUUUCUCGAGUACAAUUACAGCUUUCUUUUGUUAUAUAUCGGUGAGGUGAAACUGUUGAUUUCAAAAUUUUGGAAAUUUUUGGAAAAAGUUAAACCCUCUCACGAAAGAUACCCAGAAUUUCUGUAGAAAAUGUUCCAAAAACUAUUUUAAGUUUUCAAAGUAAUAGAAAGUAUAACGUAAUGAACAAUUAAAAAACUCUUACAAUUAGAGAUUUACUUAUCCAAUAGUCUUUUUUAUAUCUGUUCAGCCAAUCCAGAAAAAUAUUCAAAUAUUUUCAGAUAAUUUACAAAAUCCAUAGGUCCAACAAAGCUGUGAUUCACAUAAUGUCCUCAACUUCUCUAAAAAUGCGAAAAAAUAGAGAAUUCACCUAUGCGAUGCAAUUCACGACCAUACAAGGCGCCCGUCGAGUCAGACGCGAGACGACGAGAGUAUUUUGCAAAAAUAUCCCGAAAGUGAAUUCGGCUUCGAGAUAUUUUCAAUAAAACAUGUGUUCCUUGAAACAAAAUACGGUAUUUUUUCAAAGGGACACAUAUUUUCUCACAAAUAUCUCGAAGCGAUGUCUUUCUCUGUCCCAUUGACGUCAUCAGACUCCCGUCGUCUCUCGUCUGACCCGAGGGGCAAUUUUCUAUUGGAGUAAAUGGUCGUGAAUUCUUCUCAAUUUCAAUUUUCUAUACUUUUGCAUGGGUUUUCAUCCGGUUAUUCCCAGUUUUUCUAAAAGAUCAGAACUUGGAAUGGUAUACUCUCGUUGCAUUUUGUGUUAUUAUCAAUAGUGCGGCUAAUGCGUUCAUUUAUUUGAUUUACAAUAGAGAAGUGAGUUUUAGAAAGGUUUUAGGGUCGCUAAAAUAAACAAUUUUUCAGAUAAUCGAAAUGCUCAAACAUCGACGUGGAAGUCUCACCUAUGGAUCUUCGAUGGAAAGAAAUUCUAAUAAUUUUUGA
Molecule: messenger RNA, 2804 nt
Organism: Caenorhabditis angaria
Lineage: Eukaryota; Metazoa; Nematoda; Chromadorea; Rhabditida; Rhabditidae
Source: the annotation of a GenBank genome assembly